This is a messenger RNA of Drosophila arizonae, 3383 nucleotides long. It is a transcript of the gene hppy, whose product is annotated as MAP4K3-like protein hppy. Gene Ontology annotation, molecular function: ATP binding; MAP kinase kinase kinase kinase activity. Gene Ontology annotation, biological process: intracellular signal transduction; protein phosphorylation. Gene Ontology annotation, cellular component: cytoplasm. NCBI's taxonomy places the organism in Eukaryota, Metazoa, Arthropoda, Insecta, Diptera, Drosophilidae. The record is from RefSeq and is a predicted model, not a curated record.
UACGGCAAUUGUUAACCGUUACGCAACUUUGCAUAUAAGCACACAUAUAUUUUACUUCGAGAAGUUUUCCAAAUCACCCCCUCCCCUACGCACCACAACGAAAAUGCAACAAAUUCUGAAAUUUUACGAUAUUUGAAAUUGAUCCACUACUUACCACAACAACAGCAGCAGCAACAACAACAACAAUAWUAACAGUAAAGGCAGCGCCACUUGCAAAAAGCACAACAUAAAAUACUGAAAGAGAGAGAUAGAGACAGUGGGACAUAGAGGGAGAUAGACAAAGACAAAGACAGGCAGACAGACAGAUAGGCAGGCAGCGAGCGCUGCUGCCUAGUGAAUUCCGCUCUCGUCAUGGCCGCUGCUCACAGUCACCACAAUGCCAAUUUGCUCAGCUCGGACAUAUCCCGGCGCAAUCCGCAGGACGAGUACGAUCUCAUACAGAAAAUUGGCUCUGGCACCUAUGGCGAUGUUUAUAAGGCGAAACGCAUACAGAGCAAUGAGCUGGCCGCCAUCAAAGUUAUUAAGCUGGAGCCCUCCGACGACAUACAGAUCAUCCAGCAGGAGAUCUUCAUGAUGCGCGACUGCCGGCACCCGAACAUCAUUGCCUACUACGGCUCCUAUCUGCGGCGCGACAAAUUGUGGAUUUGCAUGGAGUACUGCGGCGGUGGCAGCCUCCAGGAUAUCUAUCAGGUGACCGGGCCGCUGACAGAGCUGCAAAUUGCGUACAUGUGCCGCGAGACGCUGAAGGGCCUGGAGUAUCUGCAUCAGAAGGGCAAAAUGCAUCGUGACAUCAAAGGCGCCAACAUUUUGCUAACCGAGAAUGGCGACGUGAAGCUAGCCGACUUUGGUGUCUCCGCGCAGAUAACAGCCACAAUUAACAAGCGAAAGAGUUUCAUAGGCACGCCCUACUGGAUGGCGCCCGAGGUGGCCGCCGUGGAGCGAAAGGGCGGCUACAAUCAACUCUGUGAUAUUUGGGCCUGCGGCAUUACGGCAAUUGAACUGGCUGAACUGCAGCCGCCGAUGUUCGACUUGCAUCCGAUGCGCGCCCUGUUCUUGAUGUCGAAGAGCGGCUUUAAGCCGCCGUCAUUGAGCAACAAAGAGAAGUGGAGCCCAACGUUUCACAGCUUCAUCAAGACCGCACUGACAAAGAAUCCAAAGAAGCGACCAACCGCCGAGCGGCUGCUCCAGCAUCCCUUUGUACAGAGCGAGAUGUCGCUGCGAGUGCCCAAGGAGCUGCUCCAAAAAUACCAGAGUCCCAAUACGCCAUACUACUAUCUCGACGGCGACGAGGAGACGGUGGCCGGCGUACCGCAACGGAUUCCCAGCAAAAUGACGUCGCGUGCCAAUGGGGUUCCGGCACAGAACCACACGCUCAAAACAGGCAUGACGACAAACUCGACGUGGUAUGAGCGUUCUUCUAGUCCCGAAACGUUGCCCAGCGACAUUCAAAGCGGCGAGCGACCAAGAUGCAGCGGCACUUUUAUCAUGAACAUGUCCUUAAGGAGCCUCUUACAAUAUAUUGAUGAGGAACUAAAGUUAAGCGGCGAUGCAGUCGGCGGCGGCGGCGGCAGCAGCGGCAACGGCGGCAUCAUCAAAGGCAGCAAUGGCCUGGAUAUGAGGCAUGAGACAGCUGCCACGCCUCCGGCUAGCGCACACUCUGUCGGCGAUGGCUUCUCGCAUUCCAACAGCGCCUCGACCAGCUCAGCAGCGGCAGCAGCAGCAGCGGCGGCGGCGGCAGCAGCAGCAGCAGCACAAGCUUCGACUGCAUCCACUGCUGCUGCUGCGGCUGCGCCUGGCCUCACAUCCGACAGGGUAGCGCAUCUCUAUGAGAAUCUGUUGCGCAGCAGCAGCUCGGACGUGCUAGAGCUUGCCCAAGCGGACGCGGCCAGCGGCGAGAACAGCAACAACUGUGAUUACCGAAGCGAGAGCAACCAGAAUGGCAUUGAGGAUUCACCAAGACGUCACAGCUCCAUGGAUCAGCUAAUCGGUCUGCUCAACGAUUUGGGCAAAACGUCGCGCACGCGCAGCCUCAGCGAUGGCGGCACCCAGGACGAUGAUGAAGUUGAAAAGGAAGCGCAACCGGAUCUGUUGAACAAUACGCCACCUGUGCCGCCCAAGCGCUCGCAUCGACGUCGCCACACGCCGCCGCGGCCCAUUUCGAACGGGCUGCCACCGACGCCCAAGGUGCACAUGGGCGCCUGCUUCUCCAAAAUCUUCAACGGUUGUCCGCUGCGCGUGCACUGCACCGCCUCGUGGAUACAUCCGGAGACACGGGAUCAGCAUCUGCUGAUUGGGGCCGAGGAGGGCAUCUAUAACCUCAAUAUGAACGAGCUGCACGAUGCGGCCAUCGAUCAGCUGUUUCCGCGUCGCACCACCUGGCUGUAUGUGAUCAAGGAUGUGCUGAUGAGCCUGUCCGGCAAAUCGUGCCAGCUCUACCGGCACGAUCUGGUCGCCCUGCACUCGAAGCAGACGGUGCGCUUCUCGCUGCACAUGAACAAGAUACCCGAGCGGCUGGUUCCACGUAAAUUUGCGCUAACCACCAAAGUGCCGGACACGAAGGGCUGCACCCAGUGCUGCGUCACACGCAAUCCCUACAACGGCUACAAGUAUCUGUGCGGCGCCACGCCGAGCGGCAUCUUCCUGAUGCAGUGGUACGAUCCGCUGAACAAAUUCAUGCUGCUCAAGCAGUGCGAGUGGCCGGCCACCAGCAUACUGGGCCAGGGCAGCGUCCAGAACGGGCAUACGCCCAUCUUCGAGAUGAUCAUCACGCCGGAGCUGGAAUACCCCAUUGUGUGCACGGGCGUGCGCAAGGCGCUCAACGGCUGCCUCAAGCUGGAUCUGAUCAACAUGAACAGCGCUAGCUGGUUCCAUGCGGAGGACUUGGAGUAUGAUGCGAUGGCCACGAUGGUACCACGCCGCGAUCUGUUGAAGGUGGUGCGCGUGCACCAAGUGGAGAAGGACGCCAUUCUCGUCUGCUAUGGCAAUGUGAUGCAGGUGGUCACGCUCCAGGGCAAUCCCAAGCAGCACAAGAAGAUGGUUGCUCAGCUCAACUUUGACUUUAACGUGGACAGUAUUGUUUGUCUACCGGACAGUGUAUUAGCAUUCCACAAGCACGGCAUGCAGGGCAAGUCUCUGCGCAACGGCGAGGUGACGCAGGAGAUUAAGGACAUGAGUCGCACCUAUCGGCUGCUGGGCAGCGAUAAGGUCGUCGCAUUGGAGAGUCAACUCGUGCGCACCGGGUCGCUGGGCAGCGAGGAGGGGCACGAUCUGUACAUCUUGGCCGGUCACGAGGCCAGUUACUAGGCGGGCGCUACUUGAUCUAGAUGUUAUAAAUAUAUAUGCAUAUACACAUCUAUAUAUACAUAUAUAUACUAUCUAUAUAU